Ostrea edulis (European flat oyster) is the source of this 1346-nucleotide messenger RNA. RefSeq lists its product as uncharacterized. The transcript has 2 exons. The record is from RefSeq and is a predicted model, not a curated record. Lineage: Eukaryota; Metazoa; Mollusca; Bivalvia; Ostreida; Ostreidae. Bases 117 to 1346 code for a protein of 409 amino acids.
AUAAGACAAUGCCUCCAGGAAACAGAUCCAUACUGAUUUGGUCACCACUUCUGAACUGACAAGAAUGUUUGACCUAGCAUGUAUCCUGUAAUCUUGUUUAGGGUCAUACCGUCAAAAUGGCCCUAAGUACAAUUGUUCACUCACGCGACAGAACCAGAUUCACAAGACUGAGUUUGGUCAUCCUCGAGGAAUUGACACCACUGUUGCAAGAUAUACUUCAUAAUGAAAUCCCGCCAAAUCAAAUAUUUAUUCAAGUUUCACGACAGAAGUCACUUUUCCAACAGCUUAGAGCGGAACAAACAACACUGAUUCAAAAUGCUCACAAUGAUGGAUACAAAAACUUCGAUAUUACUCUUUUGUACACACUAUUACGCAAUCUCAAAUGUCUAAAAUUCUCAGCUCCAACACAAGGAUGGGGGACAUCACAAAUGCCGGGAAAUGGGGAGACAACUCUUGGUGAUGACAUUGAGAGAAUUCGUCUCAUAAGAAACAAAGUAUGUGGACAUACUGCUGUGCCAGUAUUGUCAGAAACAGAGUUCCAGCAACACUGGUCCAAUAUUUCAGACAUUUGCAAAAGAAUGCAGACAUUGCUUGGUAAUAACUAUGUCCAAAACCUGCAGAUGGCUGAAGUACGUGCUAUUGACAAAGAGAUGGAAAGCACAUACCUUGAGAAAAUUAAAAAGCUCUGUAUUGAUGAGAAAAGUACGAGAAAAUUGUUACAAGAGGUCAUCCAAGAUAGAGCUCCCUAUGUACAAGAAACUGUAAGAAUUGAAACCAGAAAUUCACUAAAGAGGAAACAUGCCGAAACGUUAACUGACACGAGCAUUUCCAUUCUGAACUGCAUGAUGAAUAGCAUCAAUGAAUGGACAUCACACUCAGAAAUAGAACUCCUGUAUGAAUCAGUAGAGGAAUUCAUACGCGCAAACAAGAAAGAGAAACCAACAUUAGCGUCUAACCCAUUUUUUAGAAAGUUGCGACAGAAAAUAACAAAAUAUGCUUAUUUGAAAAAAGAAAACCAAAUGGAAAUUUUAGCAAGAUUUAUCCUCUUUACCUUGAAGUUAAAGACAAAGUAUAGUGUUGAAUUAGAAAGUGCAGAGGGCAGCAUACUGUUGAAGUUGACCUUUUCCUCAGAGAAAGGUUAUGACCUCUACAUGCAGGACUUGGACAGAGGACAGAUUGGGAAGCUAAUACUACAUUUGUUGCUUUACCCUCCAUAUGUGGCCAGUUUUGAUCUGCAUGCUGACGAUUUGAAGAUUUAUCUCAAUGAUAAGUUAAAUCAGAGAUCAGUAAGUUAUUAUAAUUACAGAAAUCAAUGUAUAAUGAUUAGUACAGAACUUAAUGAGUAA